Molecule: messenger RNA, 892 nt
Organism: Sebastes umbrosus (honeycomb rockfish)
Lineage: Eukaryota; Metazoa; Chordata; Actinopteri; Perciformes; Sebastidae
Gene: cxcl18b
Product: chemokine (C-X-C motif) ligand 18b
Exons: 4
Coding region: 93-428 (111 amino acids)
Biological process (GO): immune response
Cellular component (GO): extracellular region
Molecular function (GO): chemokine activity
Source: RefSeq, a predicted model, not a curated record
GAGGGAGGCUCGCAGCAGCUCUUCACUCUUCUCUCUUCAACCUGCUCUCCUCCGAAGGAUCUCUGGACUUGUGUGUCUCUCAACAGAAAAAAAUGGCCUCAUCACAGAAAAGCAUUUUCCUGCUGGUUGUCACGGCUGCAGUUUGCAUUCAGCUCUAUAAUGCUCACGACUUUAUCGGACGCUGCUCAUGUCUCAACACAAUCAAGUUCGUCAGAGGCAACAUGUCAGAUUUCCAAGUCCUUGAAAGGCGUCCUGGGUGCGAUAAAAUUGAACUGAUUGUAACCAUGAACAAUCCAGACAACUCCACAGAGCAAUUCUGCAUGAACAACGAGGGAAAGAUGGCCAAGGCUUUUUUGAAAUGCUGGGAAAGGAUAAACAAAAACGAGAGCCGUAAGAUGGAGUGCAUCGCAAGAAGAAGGACAGAGUGAAAAUACAAGAGAGAUGGGAGGCCUGACUGGGGAGGAGAAAGUUAUCCGGACCGGUGUCCCGGAGGUCACAUGAAGACUUAGCACACAAACCGAAGAAUGCUGAGAGCAGAGCUUACACUGAACUCCUGCACUAGAGAGGAUUGGGAAAUACAGCGAGAGGGGAAGAAGAGUGGCGGGAGGGGAAAUGAUUAACAGCUAGGACGCAGGAAGGGGGAGGUGGGGGGAGAAUAGAGCCAGGAAGAGAAGCCAUUGAAGUGAGAUAAUGUAAAUAUAUGUACAGAAUAAUAGCAGCAAGUCUGUGUAAAAAGGCCACUGUUGAAAUGCACACACCUUUAUUUGUUUUUUGCUUUAUUAUGAUAUAUUAUUAUUUAUGAUGAUUAUUUAUUUAAAAAAUAUAUAUUUCUGUAUUUUUUCUUUUUUUAUAAAUGUCUGAGUCCAAGCAAAUAAAUCAAGUUUUGAUACAA